ACUUUAUGCCUCCAAGUUGAUGGGGCUAAGAUGGUGGAAUAAACAAGUAUGGGGGACUGGAAUUUCCUUGGAGGCAUUUUGGAGGAAGUUCAAAUCCACUCCACCAUGAUUGGAAAGAUCUGGCUCACCACCCUUUCAUAUUUUUGUAUGCUUGUUCUGAGUGUAGCAGCUGAUGUCUGGAAUGAUGAGCACUCUGGCUUCAUCUGUAGUACAGAACCACCUGGCUACAGAAAUAUAUGCUAUGAUCAGGCUUUUCCUAUCUCCCUCAUUAGAUACUGGGUUCUGCAGGUGAUUUUUGUGUUGCCACCAUCCCUGGUCUACAUGGGCCAUGCUUUGUACUGACUGAGAGUUCUGGAGAAAGAGGGGCAGAUGGAGGAAGUUCAACUGAGAGGAGAACUGGAGAGGGUAGAGUUUGAAAUGUCUGGGGAUCGGAGGAUAUUGAAGUAAGAACUUUGUCAAUUGGAGCAAAGGAAACUUAAUAAAGCUCCACUCAGAGGAACCUUGCUUUGCACAUACGUGAUACACAUUUUUGCUCGGUCUGUAGUUGAAGUUGGGUUCAUGAUUGGGCAAUAUCUUUUAUAUGGAUUUCAUUUGGAGCCUCUAUUUAAAUGCCAUGGCUACCCAUGUCCAAAUAUAAUUGAUUGUUUUGUUUCAAGGCCAACAGAAAAGACAAUAUUCCUAUUAAUUAUGCAAUUCAUAGCCACCGUUUCACUUAUCUUAAAUGCCUUAGAAAUUUUCCACCUAGGCUUUAAAAAGAUUAAAAGAGGGCUUUGGGGACAAUGUAAAUUGAAGAAUGAGCAUAAUGAAUUCAACUCAAACAGGUCAAAAUGAAAUCUUGCUAAAUAUCAGAGCACUGAUAUUUAAUCUGUAAAUUCACUGAAGCAACUCUCUUCUGCACCUGAUUAUAAUCUGAUAGUGGAAAAGCAAACACACACAACGGUGUAUCCUGGAAAUUCCUUUGCAUUUCAGGCAGAUCCUAACAAUCAAGAUAGAUUUGAUGAGAAAUGCAUUCUGGAUGAACAGGAAACUGUACCUUCUAAUGAGAUGUGCACACUUCGUACUACCUGUAGUCAUGUUCUAUGCGUCAACUCAAGUAGUAAUGAAAACACUCAUAAAAUACCUGGAAAAGGAAUUAAUGAAAAUUUAAGGAAAAAAAGAGAAAUUGAUGGCACAGACAGCAAAAGAAACCAGUACCCCAGAGGUCACUAUAUUCCAGGUGGUGCUGUAGAUUUGGACAACCACAUGGGUCAGUCCCCUCAAACAUCUUUCUCUCUGCCAGCUAAUUGCAUCGGGGAACCAAGGUGGCUUCCUGCUACAUGGAGUCCCUCUACAGAAAAUGAAAAUUGGGUGUCACCUCAGUCACCUCCUAAAGGUAGCCUCAAGGGCCAGUUCACAGAAGGGACAAUCAGAACAGAUUAAGGACAGCUCUAAAGACCAGGUCUUAAAACGGGCAAAUGCAAAUCCAUUU
This is a messenger RNA of Phyllostomus discolor (pale spear-nosed bat), 1468 nucleotides long. RefSeq names its product gap junction protein alpha 9 (gene GJA9). Gene Ontology annotation, biological process: cell communication. The record is from RefSeq and is a predicted model, not a curated record. Gene Ontology annotation, cellular component: connexin complex. Lineage: Eukaryota; Metazoa; Chordata; Mammalia; Chiroptera; Phyllostomidae.